Molecule: messenger RNA, 1236 nt
Organism: [Candida] anglica
Lineage: Eukaryota; Fungi; Ascomycota; Pichiomycetes; Serinales; Debaryomycetaceae
Source: the annotation of a GenBank genome assembly
AUGACCAACCCACCAGAUUUAAAAGAUGUAUCUAUGGUGGAUGUAUCAAAGGCUCCAGAAGUUUCUGGUGAUGUAGAAGGAGCUGGACAUGGCUUACCUACACGUCGGAAAUCAACUAUGAUCCUUACUGAUGAAAUGGACAUAGAUAGAACCACACAUGAUAGAACUCAAGGAGAGGGGGAUAGCAUGGUCGUUGAUCAACAAGAAUCUGAGGAAAAUCAAAAUAAUCUGCGCCAACAGCAGCCACAACAACAGCAAUACUCGCAAGAACAACAACAACCAGAGAAUCAAGCUGAAGUACCUGUAGAACGUGAACUUGAUCCAAAUAUCACAAUUCCAGUGCUUAUUAAGUGGGUUCAAGGAGGGGACAAAGUUUAUGUCACCGGGUCCUUUACAGGAUGGAGAAAAAUGAUUGGAUUGUCUAAACAAGAAGAUGGAAAUUUUACAAUUACGUUAGGUCUUCCUGUUGGUACUCAUCGUUUCCGUUUUGUAAUUGACAAUGAAUUGAGAUUCUCAGACUAUUUACCGACAGCAACUGAUCAAAUGGGUAACUUUGUGAAUUAUGUUGAAGUUACACCUGAAAGUAUUCACAACCAUCUCAAUAGUCAACAACAAGAACUGAUAGGUCUGGAGCAAUUGGGACAACAACAGCUGCAACUGGACCAACAACAGGAGCAACGACAACAACUGGACCAACAGCAACUGGCACAACAACAACAACAACAACAACAACAACAACAACAACAACAACAGCAACAUCCUGACCAGUUUCCAAGUCGUAAAAGCUCUCUUUCCAGAAGCAAUACUAGAAGUAAUUCUAUUUGGGGACUUACUAAUGAUGAUGAUGAUAUGGGUAAUGGAUAUUCUAGAUAUCAUGAGGAAGUCAAUGAUGGAAAUUCAGACUUUCAAUAUAUAACGGACAUCCCUCCGAUUUUCACUGACCCAAAAGUGAUGGAACAAUACUAUAUGGCUAUUGAUAAACAAUCAAAAAAUCAGAAUGGACUGCAACAAGCUUGGUUACACCCGCCACAACUCCCACCACAUUUGGAGAAUGUGAUUUUGAAUAAUUUCAGUGCUACCGAUAACAAUUCAGGGGCAUUGCCAAUUCCUAAUCAUGUGGUCUUAAAUCAUUUAGCAACUACUAGCAUUAAACAUAACACUUUGGCUGUUGCAUCUGUUGUGAGGUACAAAAGAAAAUAUGUGACCCAGGUUCUUUAUGCACCAUUGCAACAGUAA